This is a messenger RNA of Pyrus x bretschneideri (Chinese white pear), 997 nucleotides long. RefSeq names its product protein SRC2-like. The transcript has a single exon. The record is from RefSeq and is a predicted model, not a curated record. Gene Ontology annotation, biological process: defense response. Bases 27 to 857 code for a protein of 276 amino acids. Lineage: Eukaryota; Viridiplantae; Streptophyta; Magnoliopsida; Rosales; Rosaceae.
AAAUUCAGUUCAAUCGAACCAUCGCCAUGGAUUGCAGGCCUCUGGAGGUAAUCAUCGACUCGGCCAACGGCCUCAAGGACGUCAACCUCUUCUCCAAGAUGGACGUCUACGCCGUCGUUUCGGUCGCCGGCGACCCCCGUAACAGGAAGCAGAAGACCAAGACCCCCGUCGUCAAGGACGGCGGCACCAACCCCAAAUGGAACAGCUACCCCAUCAAGUUCACCGUCGACGAAGCCGCCCUCCUCCACAACCGCCUCACCCUCAACAUCAAGCUCGUCUCCGAGCGCACUUUGGGAGACACCAAGAUCGGCAAGGUCAAGAUUCCGCUCAAGGAGCUGCUCGACAGCAUGGGCGGCGGCGAUGCUCAGAAGAAGCAGAGCAACCACGUCAGCUACAGCGUCCGAUCGUCGAGCGGAAAGCCCAAGGGGACCAUCAAUUUCGGGUACAAAUUUGGUGACAAGUUUUCGGUUCCGGAGCCCCAGAAGAAAUCCCAUGAGCCCGUGAUGGCUUACCCUGUCGGACACCCCGGGUCAAGCUCCCGGGUACCUGCCCAAGCUUACUCAUACCCGCAACCCGGUGCGUACCCACCACCGCCUCAUCAGCAACCGGGUUACGGGUACGCACCACCGCCACAGGCCGCGUACGGAUACCCGCCUCAGCCCGGGUAUGGGUACCCGCCGCAGCAAGUUGUGCGGCCGCAGAAGCCUAAGAGGGGAGGAGGAAACAUGGCGCUGGGUGUAGGAGCUGGGUUGCUGGGUGGAUUGUUGAUUGGGGAUAUGAUUAGUGAUGUGGGUGAGAUGGCUUCUUACGAUGCCGGGUUCGGUGGUGGUGACUUUGGUGGAGGCUUUGAUUUCUAGUAAUUUUUUUGUCGGUGUUUUAAAUUUGUUUAAUUUGUUACUUUUUUAGUUUUUUUUUUUUUCUUGUAGUUUUGUUUUGUUGGGGAGUUUUAGCGUUUAACGUCUGUGAUGCCGAACAAAGCGUAUUUUUACUCUCCUUA